Messenger RNA from Erigeron canadensis, 2972 nucleotides. RefSeq names its product kinesin-like protein KIN-14L. The record is from RefSeq and is a predicted model, not a curated record. Bases 1 to 2775 code for a protein of 924 amino acids. Gene Ontology annotation, molecular function: microtubule motor activity; microtubule binding; ATP binding. The transcript is spliced from 17 exons. Gene Ontology annotation, biological process: microtubule-based movement. Lineage: Eukaryota; Viridiplantae; Streptophyta; Magnoliopsida; Asterales; Asteraceae.
AUGGAUGUGAUUGUAUCAAGAGAUGGGCAUGAUCUGAAUUUUAAUUUGGCAUCAAGAAAAGCCCAAGAAGCAGCUUGGAGAAGGUAUCAAGCAACCGAAUGGCUUGAAACGAUUGUGGGUCCGUUAGGAAUACCGAAACAACCAUCGGAGAAAGAAUUUGUUUCGUGUUUGAGAAACGGGUUGAUUCUUUGUGAUGCUAUUAACAGAAUUAAACCUGGGUCGGUCCCAAAGGUUGUGAAGAUUACUACUUGUCCUUCACAAACCCUAACAUGGGAUUCUCAGCCAUUACCUGCUUAUCAGUUCUUUGAGAAUGUUAGAAACUUUUUGAAAGCGGUUGAAGGACUAAAGUUGCCUGUAUUUGAAGCUUCUGUAUUCGAAAGGGAAAACAUGGAGACGGGAUCUUCGUGUACUAAGAUCGUUGAUUGCGUAUUGGGACUUAAAGAAUACUAUGAAAGGAAACAGAAAAAAGAAGGGAAUGCAUCUUCUAAGUAUACUUUGAGAUCUCCAAUGAGUGUUCGUUCAAAUGGUAGGAACCCUAAAGACGCAUUGUUUGUAGACCCAAAUACGCAAUUGGAUGUAUCUACCCACUGUGAAAAGCAGUCGCCGACUCAACCUGAUGCUCGAAUAAAUGAAGAUUCUAUAAUCAAGGCCUUAGCAGAUUGUAUGAUUGAUGCAAAAGAGAACUUAGACGGCAGCUUGUUGUCUUCUCUUCGUAAUGGAGAUACGGAUAUUGUCAAGUUGUUUCGUAAGAUACUUUCGAGUACAUUUGAAGAACAGCUUAAGUACAAGUUCCCUGAGUUGACCCCUACUAUCAAAGACUUAAUAAAAGAUAAAAGUGGAUCGAUCACGGGGUCAUCAGCUUCAUCGCCUCUAAAUUCAUCCACAACUGAAAAUGGAAAAUGUUGUCAAUCUGUUGAUUGCAAACACUGGCAGAUGUUUCAAGUUCAAGAAAGGGAGCUAAUGAACUUAAAAGCGUUGUUGUCAAGGACAAAAGCAGAGUAUGGAAAUAUGCAGGCACAGUUGCAAAUCGAUUUUAAACACUUGGAGAGUCAAGUAGAGGAGUUAUCCGCUGCUGCCCAGGGAUAUCAUAAGGUCGUCAAAGAAAACCGGACCUUGUACAACAUGGUUCAGGACUUAAAAGGAAACAUUCGAGUUUACUGCAGGAUCCGACCUGCAUUUAGAUCUGACACAAAAAACGUCAUUGAUUUUAUUGGAGAUGAUGGCUCCUUAAUCGUUUUUGAUCCCUCAAAACCACUUAAAGAUGGAAAGAAGCUGUUCCAGUUUAACCGUAUCUUUGGUCCUACCGCCACUCAGGAGGAUGUAUUCGCAGACACCCAGCCACUUAUAAGAUCUGUUAUGGAUGGUUAUAAUGUGUGCAUUUUUGCAUAUGGGCAGACGGGAUCUGGAAAAACGCAUACAAUGUGUGGACCUACUGGUGCAUCUGAAAAAGAACUGGGAAUCAACUAUUUAGCUCUGAAUGAUCUCUUUGAUCUCUCGAAUAGCAGAAGAGAUGUUGUGAAAUAUGAGCUCUAUGUACAAAUGGUGGAAAUUUACAAUGAGCAAGUAAGAGAUCUUCUCACUUGUGAUUCUGCACCCACCACUAAACUGGAGAUCCGUAGCUGCACUGCUGAGAAUGGAUUGAGCCUUCCUGAUGCAACCAUGCUCCCAGUGAGUUCUACCGCCGAUGUUCUGAACUUGAUGAAAACUGGUCAAGUAAAUCGCGCAGUUAGUUCAACUGCACUGAAUAACCAAAGCAGCCGUUCCCACAGCAUAUUGACUGUACACGUCCAUGGAAAAGAUGUAAAUGGAGGCACCCUUCGUAGCUGCCUUCAUUUGGUCGACUUAGCAGGAAGUGAAAGGGUGGACAAGUCAGAAGUCACAGGGGAUGGGCUUAAAGAAGCUCAGUACAUAAACAAGUCACUUUCUUGUUUAGGAGAUGUGAUUACUGCCUUAUCCCAGAAGAACUCAUACAUCCCAUACAGAAACAGCAAACUCACACUACUACUUCAGAAUUCUUUAGGAGGAAAUGCAAAGACAUUAAUGUUUGCUCAUGUGAGCCCAGAAGGUGAUUCUUUUGGGGAGACUGUUAGUACAUUGAAGUUUGCUCAACGGGCCUCGACUGUUGAACUUGGUGCAGCUCGAUCGAAUAAAGAAAGCCGGGAAGUCAUGGACCUUAAAGAACAGAUUGAGACCCUGAAAAGACAAUUGGGUGAAAAGGAGCCACAAAGUGCACAACAUUCCAACAAACUGGAAGCAAAAUCGCCAUUACAGAGACAAAAAGCAACACCAAUGACUUUAGAAAGAACUCCACCCCGUACUCGAAGAUUGAGCAUUGAGAAAUGUCCUCCAAAGAGUCCCAUUCCAGCAAGUUCUGCUUCUGUAAACAGGCAACCGAAACCAGAUGGAAGGCUGCUACCUAAAACACCUGAGCCUCCUCAAGUGUCCAUCAGAAACGAGAUCAUAAUCUCUUCUGAAAUUAGAACAAGCACAGCGAAUGGGAAAUCAUCACAUAUAAGAAAAUCAAUUCGGACCAUUGGGAAGCUGAUUAAUGGCUCAGAAAAACGGAUCCAACAGAAAGCAGCAAAUGAGAUGCAAUCAUUGGCACCUCUAAGCAGUGCUAAGCCAUCAAGACGACAGUCAUUAACUGGGGUUCAGCCACCAGACGGAUGGUCAAGGAGAUCUUCACCUGGAGAAGUGGACCCUUGUGUGGAUAAAAACAGGAAUGCAAAAACGCCUCCACCACCCAACCGUACAAGCAAGACAAAGUGGAUGUAAACUUGGGGGCUGAGUUAAGAAAAGAAACUUUGAUGGCUUUGACUCGAAGCAUUAGUAUUGACUUUCGCUUAGAAUACAAAAAAAUUGUCAAUCUUUCAGUUCGGCAUUAUUAGUUUUAGUUGCAGUAUAAUGUACAAAAAUUGGUCGCACAUAAUCUUUGGUUUUCCACAUUAUCAAUAAUUCAUUUGAUUGAUUUA